GACCUCGUGAAAUAAAAGAGCAGAAAACAAACCCAGGCGAUCACAGCAGCAGCCGCGGCGGCAGCAGCAGCAGCAGCAGCAGCAGCAGGAGGAGGAGAAGUUGGAGUGGGGCAGGCGCUCCGGAGUGGCCGGGCUCCGCGCGGCUCCCAUUCAUUAAGGAGCCAGCGGCGGAGGAAGGUGGCCGGGCGCCCGCGCUGCCCACUCGCUCGCGCACGCAGACACACGCCAGCCCCGCGCGCCCCGGGCCGCGCAGCUCUGCAAAAGUUUCUGCUCGGGGUUUGGCUCUCCUCCCCCUGGACUGUGGAAGCAGGAAAGCAGAGGCGCACCAGGGGAGCAGAAAACACCACCGCCUGCAGUCGGAAGCGGGCGGCGGGGCUGCACUCUCGCCGCCGCGCCCGAGCCGGGGCCGACCGCCCCUCUCCGGAGCAGUACCGGCCGGGAGGCGACCCGGGCGCCUGGGUGUGUGGCUGCUGUCGCGGGGCGGGAGGCUCGCGCCGCAGCCAGCGCCAUGCAAAACUACAAGUACGACAAGGCGAUCGCCCCGGAGAGCAAGAACGGCGGCAGCCCGGCGCUCAACAACAACCCGAGGAAGGGCGGCAGCAAGCGGGUGCUGCUCGUCUGCCUCGACCUCUUCUGCCUCUUCAUGGCGGGCCUGCCCUUCAUCAUCAUUGAGACAAGCACCAUCAAGCCGUACCAUCGAGGGUUUUAUUGCAAUGACGAGAGCAUCAAGUAUCCACUGAAAACUGGAGAGACGAUAAAUGAUGCUGUGCUCUGCGCGGUGGGGAUUGUCAUCGCCAUCCUCGCGAUCAUCACAGGGGAAUUCUACCGGAUCUAUUACCUGAAGGAGAAGUCCCGGUCAACCAUUCAGAAUCCCUAUGUGGCAGCCCUCUAUAAGCAAGUGGGCUGCUUCCUCUUCGGCUGUGCCAUCAGCCAGUCUUUCACAGACAUUGCCAAAGUCUCCAUAGGGCGCCUGCGUCCUCACUUCUUGAGCGUCUGCAACCCUGAUUUCAGCCAGAUCAACUGCUCUGAGGGCUACAUCCAAAACUACAAAUGCAGAGGUGACGACAGCAAGGUCCAGGAAGCCAGGAAGUCUUUCUUCUCUGGCCACGCCUCCUUCUCCAUGUACACGAUGCUCUAUUUGGUGCUGUACCUGCAGGCCCGCUUCACCUGGCGAGGUGCCCGCCUGCUCCGGCCCCUCCUGCAGUUCACCCUGAUCAUGAUGGCCUUCUACACAGGACUGUCCCGCGUGUCUGACCAUAAGCACCAUCCCAGCGACGUCCUGGCAGGAUUUGCUCAAGGCGCCCUGGUGGCCUGCUGCAUAGUUUUCUUCGUGUCCGACCUCUUCAAGACCAAGACAACACUCUCCCUGCCUCCCCCUACUAUCAGGAAGGAAAUCCUUUCACCUGUGGACAUUAUUGACAGGAACAAUCACCACAACAUGGUGUAGGUGCCACGCACCUCCUGAGCUGUUUUUGUAAAAUGACUGCUGACAGCAAGUUCUUGCUGCUCUCCAAUCUCAUCAGACAGUAGAAUGUAGGGAAAAACUUUUUGCCCGACUGAUUUAAAAAAAGGAAAAAAAAGUCUUACUUUGUGGCCUUCCAAAAUAGGUAGCGUUCACCUAUGUGGAAACAACAGCAAACUAACACCAAGUGCCGGAAUCCUGGAUGUGCAAUUGGUUUAAGUGUUCAUGUUCUAGUGAACACGGCUUGUUCUGGAACAAACACUAAAACGAUUUCAGUAGAGUCUGCCGGUCACCUUUGUGACCUGGGAAACCCAGGCCUGUGAGAGGAGCUCAAAUUCACAUUGUAGCACACAAUGCCAGAAAUAGCACUGAAUCAAGAAGAUAGCCAUCGGGGGGCUCCCCUCUUGUGUCUCUCUGUCCACACCACUCCACUUUCCACUGUGACUUUGGUUCAGGAAGUUUUUUCGGGUUUUUUUGUUUGUUUGUUUGUUUUUAAUAUAAGGAAGGAGCAAGUUUGCUCAGUCAAGUGAUCAGAUCCUGAAUCCAACUUCCCAGUCCUAAGGCCUUAUCACUCACUUCCCCGGCCCAUAGGCCACAGCAGCCACAGUCGCUCACUUUAGUGAUUAGGAGACUCUUUGUGGAUGAGUGAACUUCACAAAUAGCACAAUUUCAGAAGAGAUCGAGGGUACAGGCCCUCAUUUGUCUUCUUUUGACACAUCGUCCUGUGACGUUGACACGUCAGGUGCAGGAUGCUGAUGCUGUGUACAUCAAUCACCGGGCACCGCAUGCUCUUGGUAACGGUUAGCUUCGGUCACUGCUUUCUCUCUUGAGGUCCUUGCUGCAUGCCCACCAGGAUUUCCUGUGGGAGUCCAGAGACGAGCAAAUGUGUGCUCUGCCACUGGCUGAUGGACAGCAGCCUUCGUGCAAGAGAUAGGGGAGUGAGAGGGGCAAGAAUGAAAAAUGAGCCAACCUUUUGGCUGCACCAAGUCAGAAUGAGCCGGAGUAGCAGAUGGUCUCACGCCUGAGAGGCUGCCCUUCUAGAGAGCGGAGCUGACGAGGGUCUCUGCGGGAGUCACUCUUGCUAAGCCAUGUGAAGCACUAUUGUCUUGGGGUUGAUCUCUAGGGCAGCUCUUGGUAGGUUCUGCUGGGCAGAACACGUGGGCUAAAUCUCCGUGGAGAGUGUUCCUCAUCCUCUAUUCGUAAGUGUUCUUCCAAGCAAGGUCCCACUCUAGGCAGUAGACAGGGACCCCUUCUACUGAAUUUUUGAGGAAAGGGGGAAGAAAUGCUUUCAGAUCUUGGGUGCAAACCCUUUACAGGGCUAAAUGUAACCACAUGGAUCAACCACAUGCACAUCCUUAUUACAGAAGCCGUCCUUUCAUUUCAACUUAUAGCAAGCUAUGAUUUUUAUAUAUAAAUAUUAUAUAAAUAAUGUAUAAAACAUUAAAAGUUAACUAUGUAAAAUAUUAUUUCUGAAACAAUUUUAGCUGUAUCCACUAUGAUUAUAAACUGUGUCUCGACCUGUGUUAUUUACAUUAGCUGCUUAAAAAAGCAUCGAGUUAAUUUUUUUUAAAUAUCAACUAAAAUAUCGUAGUUCUGUGGUAGACAUUGUUUUACAGUGAAAGAAAUAACUGCAACUAGAGAAAACUGUAUAAAAACAUUAAAUUGUCAGUAUUUUUAUAAGGUUCCAUUUUGUAAAGAGGAUAAUAUUCGAAGACUUUUGUAGAAUACAAAGUGAAAACUUGUAUCUGCGAAACUAUACUUGUAUUAAAUGUGCUUUUUAAAUAAAAGCUCAUAACACAACUAAUUAAGGAAU
Molecule: messenger RNA, 3275 nt
Organism: Ceratotherium simum simum (southern white rhinoceros)
Lineage: Eukaryota; Metazoa; Chordata; Mammalia; Perissodactyla; Rhinocerotidae
Gene: PLPP3
Product: phospholipid phosphatase 3
Biological process (GO): cell-cell adhesion; phospholipid dephosphorylation; signal transduction
Cellular component (GO): plasma membrane
Molecular function (GO): phosphatidate phosphatase activity; sphingosine-1-phosphate phosphatase activity
Source: RefSeq, a predicted model, not a curated record